This is a messenger RNA of Carassius auratus (goldfish), 358 nucleotides long. RefSeq names its product iron-sulfur cluster assembly 2 homolog, mitochondrial. NCBI's taxonomy places the organism in Eukaryota, Metazoa, Chordata, Actinopteri, Cypriniformes, Cyprinidae. Gene Ontology annotation, molecular function: 4 iron, 4 sulfur cluster binding; 2 iron, 2 sulfur cluster binding; iron ion binding. The transcript has 4 exons. Gene Ontology annotation, cellular component: mitochondrion. The record is from RefSeq and is a predicted model, not a curated record. Gene Ontology annotation, biological process: iron-sulfur cluster assembly.
AUGUGUUAUUGUCAGCAGCAGCUGACAACAUCCAUCGAUCUCACUCAAUCCUGUGUCAAGAGGCUCGCGCAGAUUAUGGGAAAGGGGGAGUAUCUGAGGAUAGCAGUGGAGGGAGGCGGAUGUUCAGGAUUCCCGUUUAGAUUCUCAGUGGAUACUGUAAAAAAUUAAGACGACAGAGUGUUUGAAAAGAAUGGUGUUGGGAUAAUAGUUGACCAGGACAGUCUGGAGUUUGUGAAAGGAUCCACCGUUGACUUCAGUCAGGAACUCAUCCGUUCUUCCUUCCAGGUGCUGAAGAACCCACAGGCUGAACACGGCUGCUCAUGCGGCUCAUCUUUCUCUGUCCAAAUCUGACACCCUU